AUGCCUACCGGUCUCUUACGCGUUCUAUUCGAUCGCCCUUCUUCGUUGAGCGACGCGGAUUUCCAUGCCUGGCGCCAGGGAGCAUUCUCCCAGCUGCCAGGCGUCUACGGAGUCGACAUCCUCACAGCAACUGAUAAGGUCGAAGACGCCAAACCCUACCGCUAUGAAAACAGCUAUCAUAUCGAAGAUACAAGCCUAAUCAGCGACGACCUAAUCCGGUCACUUCUCCCCGCCGAGAAGGGCACCAAUUCCCCUGGCAAAGUCGACUUCCACCUUUAUGAGCGCAUUGCAUUCAAUAAACGAGAUGAUAUCGAGCCUCGCCAGCGUCCGGUGGGAUCGGUUGUCAUCACCGCGGGCAUGUCGCCGAUCGAAACCGAAGAAGUCAUCAAGGACUUUUACGCCUGGUAUCAAGAGGAACACAUGCCCAUUCUACGUGAUGUCCCCGGAUGGCGUACAGGUAGUCGCUACAAACUUGUAACUACAUUUGGCGACAAUGCGGAGUUUGCUUCCCCUUAUGUUGCCAUUCAUGUGUACAACCCAGAAAAUGGUCUCGGGGGUGAACAAUGGAGCAAGUCAAUUCAGUCACCAUGGACGAAGAAAGUGGUAUCGCGGCUUGCGGCGCCAAGUCAUCGGCGGGUGUGGAAGUUAGAAGUCUCCUAA
Molecule: messenger RNA, 660 nt
Organism: Penicillium mononematosum
Lineage: Eukaryota; Fungi; Ascomycota; Eurotiomycetes; Eurotiales; Aspergillaceae
Exons: 1
Coding region: 1-660 (219 amino acids)
Source: RefSeq, a predicted model, not a curated record